AUGGUGGCAGAAAAAUUGGGUCGUCGAAUGACCGGUAUUCUAAUGACAGUUCCACUCUGUCUUUGUUGGCUGUUGAUAAUAUUCGCAACGAAUUAUUCGUAUUUAUACGUUGGACGAUUUUUCGCGGGCGUUGGUGGCGCCACCUGUUUCUUACUCGUUCCUUUGUACGUGUCCGAAAUAUCGGCGGACAGUAUACGCGGGCAGCUCGGAAGUUUUUUGAUGUUUGCUAACAAUAUUGGAGUCUUACUGGGUUAUGUCAUCGGGGCUGGGAUGUCUUUUCGCUUGAGUGCGAUCUUCAGCCUCGCUAUGCCAUUGCUGUUCCUCGCAGGUUUUUUUUUCAUGCCGGAAACGCCCGUUUAUCUAGUACAACGCGACCGAAUGGACGAUGCGGCGAGGUCACUUUUGUGGCUUAAAAAUGGCGACAAGGCUGCUGCGGAUCGCGAAUUUUUGAGGUUACAGCCAUCGCUGAACAAGAAUACAGUCGAGCAGAACAAAUCUGUCGGUUUGAAGGACUUAUUUCGCGAUCAAGGAACCCGCAAAGGUCUCGGGAUCAUAUGCGGAUUACUGUGUGGGCAACAACUCUGUGGAAUAACAGUGAUGCUCAGUUACGCCGCGACGAUAUUCAAGAUGGCUGGAAGUUCGUUGAGCCCGAACACAGCGGCGAUAAUAAUUGGUUCGAUUCAAGUGGUUGGUUCGUGGGUUUCGACGGCGCUGAUGGAGCGAGCCGGAAGGAGGCCGCUGCUGAUGGUUUCUUGUGCGGGAAUGGCACUUUGUCAUUGUACGAUUGCGAUUUUUUGUAAAUUGUUAGACGAUGGAUACGACGUCGACUAUUUUCGUUGGAUUCCCGUAACGGCGCUGUCGAUUUACGCUCUCUCUUACAGCGUCGGUAUGAGCUCAGCUCCCUUUGUAGUCGGAUCGGAAAUUUUCACUCCGGACAUUCGAGGACUCGCGAAUACUGUAGCACAAAUCAUCAUGUGGGGGCUCGCAUUUUUGCUCGUCAAAUUUUUCCCCGCUAUGAUGAACGCGAUGGGGGUUUCUGGUUGUUUUUUUUUCCUCGGUCUUUGUUGCGUUGUCAGUUUUAUUUUUAUUUUCAUUCUCGUGCCCGAAACUAAAGGUCGAACUCUAGAAUCUAUAAUCGAUGAACUCAACGGCUUUACUGGAGUAUUGAAUGAGAAAAAUUACGUCAAAGCUGCCUUCGAAAUCUCACAGGAAAAUAUAAACUUUCCUAAGUAACUGUUGCGAAUGCAGGCAUUCAAGUUUCGAGAAACGAAUUUAGAAACCGAGUAAACACACUUUUUUUUUGUGCUAAUCAAAUUAUUGAAGGUGAUUCGAGGAGAGAUUUGUAAUUAUGAAAAUAUAUGUGAUGAUUGUUAUUGGUUUUUUCUUUGGAAAAACAUUCCGCUUCAGGGGACAUCGGAGUAUAUCGGAAAAUAAAGCUUGAAUCCAGCUA
Molecule: messenger RNA, 1450 nt
Organism: Venturia canescens
Lineage: Eukaryota; Metazoa; Arthropoda; Insecta; Hymenoptera; Ichneumonidae
Product: facilitated trehalose transporter Tret1-like
Exons: 3
Coding region: 1-1233 (410 amino acids)
Biological process (GO): transmembrane transport
Cellular component (GO): membrane
Molecular function (GO): transmembrane transporter activity
Source: RefSeq, a predicted model, not a curated record